CGAGCCACAAGUCCCGUUGAAGGAAGAGUAAGACGAUAACGGGAUAUACUUUAAACUAAUUGAAACUGAAAGCACUUGGAGAUUAUACAAGUACUUGAGAGACUUUAUUUCACUUUCCUCUCUCCGUAGCUCAUCCAGCUAAUAAAUCUUUAAAUUGAAAUGAAAUUAGAAUACAGCAAAUUGGUAGGAUAUUUGAUUUUAAUAAUUUGUUCUACCCAUUCCACUUUUGAAAAUAAUAAUAAUACAAGUCCUCGUGUAAGUUAUCCUGCUACAGAUCAUUCAGAAGAGUGCACAACUUUAGAAUGUGCAUAUUACCAAAGAAUCUUUCGGGAGGAGUCCAAAACUAGGGGAUUUGGUCAAUCGGGGCCAGAUUUAAUCCGAGGAAAUGGUUAUAAGCUGGAGCAGCACAAUUUAACUUCCCGAGAUGGAUACAUUAUCUCGCUGUUUCAAAUUCUAAGUGGAAAAGACGCAAAGGAAAAAGGACACAGUUCACGAAUACCUGUGUUGCUGCAUCAUGGAGUUAUCGCUGAUGGGUUCGAAUGGAUCUUGAAUAAAGUGGACACGGCUCUAGGAUAUAGAUUACCAGACGCUGGCUACCAAGUUUUUAUAAUUAAUAACCGAGGAACAUUGUACUCAUUAGAACAUGUAAACACUUCAUGGAAAACCGGAAAAUAUUGGGACUUUAGUUUUCAUGAGAUGGCCGCAUUUGACGUUCCCAUGAUCAUUGAUUACAUUUUGGAGUUAACAAAUCAACCUCAGCUCUACUACAUAGCUCAUUCCAUGGGAUCCAGUAUCUUUAUGGCAUCCUUGUCAAUGUUCCCAGAUUACAACUCUAAAAUAAAAACCUUCAUUGGACUGGCCCCUGCCGUGUAUGUAGGAAACACUUCUGUGCCAUUUGCAAUUGCGAGACCAAUUUUACUCAAUCAUUUGCAAGAAAUGAGUAACAGUUAUCUUCUAGGAUCUUUCGUCAAUCCAGAUUUUCUUCCAUUCAUGCACAUCUUGGGAACCCUCUGCUACCCUCAAAUUAUAUCAAGAAAAAUUUGUUUCGCAGCGCUAGAAGUGAUCUUUGGCUACGACUUUAUUGAGGAUAACUAUGAUUUGAGACAAGAGAUCGUCUCUAUUGGAUUAAGUAGCACAUCCGUCAAGACAUUACUCCAUUUGAUGCAACUCUGGAAAUCUGGAAAAUUUCAAAAGUACGAUUAUUUGGAAAAUAACUUUGAAAUAUACGGACAGAUGCUCCCUCCGUUGUACGAAUUAGAUAAAGUGACAGCCCCAGUUUUUGUAUUUUGCGGAGCAGAAGAUCAAUUGGUUUCGUGUCGGGAUGCAUUCCGAUUGGCAAGUGCUUUACCGAAUCUGAAAGAAUUUCACAAAAUAAAUCAACAGCAAUUUAAUCACAUAGACUUUUUGUUCGCUACUAAUGUUAAUAGUUUGCUCAACGACAAAAUAUUAGAAAUAUUGAAUAUGACGAUCAAUACUUGACAAAAUUUUAUCAUAAUCAUAAUAAAGUGAAAAAUAAACUA
Molecule: messenger RNA, 1520 nt
Organism: Folsomia candida
Lineage: Eukaryota; Metazoa; Arthropoda; Collembola; Entomobryomorpha; Isotomidae
Product: lipase 3-like
Exons: 9
Coding region: 160-1479 (439 amino acids)
Molecular function (GO): hydrolase activity, acting on ester bonds
Source: RefSeq, a predicted model, not a curated record